Messenger RNA from Xenia sp. Carnegie-2017, 1777 nucleotides. RefSeq lists its product as uncharacterized. The coding region runs from base 150 to 1517 and encodes 455 amino acids. NCBI's taxonomy places the organism in Eukaryota, Metazoa, Cnidaria, Anthozoa, Malacalcyonacea, Xeniidae. The record is from RefSeq and is a predicted model, not a curated record. The transcript is spliced from 8 exons.
ACACAAGUAUAUUGAACAAGAAUGUAAACAACAAAAAUCAGAGACAAUAAUUUGCCAAAUCGAAAAUCUUUCGUUUGUUCUUUCAUUUUAUUUGUGUGUACAAGAAAUACAUCAUUUUUCCUUCUGGAAACUUUGUUUAAUGAACGACAAUGAACUUUAACGCUUUGAGAAAAACAGUUGGAAACUUUAUAGCUGGUAAUGAUACCUCCUCAAGCAAUUCUCAUCAAGACAAACCUACAUCCGUACCAACACCAAUUUCACACGGAGCUUAUGAUGAGAGAAAUGCCCCACACAGCAAGCUGCCUGUUGAUUCAUUUUACUACCCUGGCACAAGAUAUUGUUAUUACCUUAUGGAUAUUGAGGUGACACGUAUUGGUCAUUCUGGCACAAUGGGAUACAUCACAGGGAGCUUGCAACAAGAAAGUGACAUUACCAAGUUUUAUGGUGAGAUAUACAGACAUUAUGCUCAUGGAUGGAUGUUAAAUACUUUUUAUGAAAUCCCUGGGACAGGCAAGAUUGGUUGGAGUGCUUCAUCCUCUCCAUUUCAGUUUGUCUAUUUGAAACCAAUUGCAAAUGCACCAGUUUCUCACACUUGGGAUUUAAAGAUUGGGAAAUGUUUCAUGCACACUCAGAUGGUGACAGGUGUUAUCGGUCGACAGAAUCAGAAUGUUGCAAACACUACUGGAAUUACUAAUAUGAUAACACAGUUUGCUGCAACUGGUGGCAGGAUGAUUGGAAUUGAAUUCACAGGAGAAAGAAAAAGGCAGGCUGUUGUAUCAGUUGGAAAGAGUGACUUGAUGGGUGUCGACAUACUGUUUAAUGUACCUAAGCAUCCGAAUCCAGUAUUAUAUAGCUAUCAGUGUGUGAAUGUGCCAGUACGCAUAAUGUAUCUGGGAACUGGUAAACUUGUCAAGGUUGAAUGCGAGUGGAUGCAGCAUUUUGCACGCCAUUUACAGCAAGGCUGGAAACUGGUUGAUAUCUUUUGGGACCAGAGCAAAAAGAGUCAUGGAGAUCUGAGUUUAUCUGGAGAUCAUAACUCCAUAUGGUUCUUUGAAAAGGAGACAAGCAAGUUAAAAAACAACACUCCUACCUGGGAGGGAACCAUUGUUGAAUUCAAACAUACUGUGAAGAUUGGUUUUGGAUCAACGAAACCCAAAAGUGAUUGGACACCAAUGUUCGCAGAGAUGGGCAAUAGAGGCUGGGAACUAGCCUGUAUGUUGGAGUCACCAGAGAUCGUCACUAUAGGCCUGGGGACAAUCACAUAUAAAGUAUAUUUCUUCUUUCAACGUCUUAUUUUUCUACCACCACCAGGGGGGUACCCCUCACAAGCAUAUCCGCAGACAUAUCCACCUGGACAUUUUCCUCCCUCUCAAGGAUACCCAGCUCAAUAUGGCUACAACCAACCUCCGCCACCAUAUGCACCUCAGGCUACAGCUCCUCCACCUCCGGCAUCAGGACCAGCACGUCCACCACCACCUCAAAAUUUGGUUCCUCCAGGUGUACCUCAUAAGAAAUAGGACAUCGAAUGAUUGACUUAUAUUUAAUAGUAAAAAGAUAGUAAAUGUAGCUCUAAAAUUACUUAUACUGUAUCAUAAUUAAUCGUAUUGUUUAUAUAUAUAUAAUUAACAACAAUUAACGAUCUUAAGGCGCUGCUGCACUCAUUAUCAGACUGCUGAACUCAUUUUUUCCUCGUUUAAACAUCAUCUACUAUUAUGUAAACACGUAAAGCUUAAAAGACGUCACCAACCACUUACAAUUCAUAGAUUUAAAAAACAUA